Molecule: messenger RNA, 4361 nt
Organism: Amaranthus tricolor (Joseph's coat)
Lineage: Eukaryota; Viridiplantae; Streptophyta; Magnoliopsida; Caryophyllales; Amaranthaceae
Product: putative pentatricopeptide repeat-containing protein At2g02150
Exons: 5
Coding region: 271-2946 (891 amino acids)
Molecular function (GO): protein binding
Source: RefSeq, a predicted model, not a curated record
UCCUGCAAAUCCAAAGCACUUUUAUUUACACAAGUCUAUAAACCCUAGUUAUUCAAAAAAAAAGUCUAUAAACCCUAAAAUAAGAACUCCAACCAACCUCUAUUUGAUUUCGACUUUUAGCUCAUCUUAUUCAUUGAUUUAAAUUCAUUCAUUCUCCCCCAAUUUACUAGUUCAACUGAGAAAUCAGCAAAAGUUUUAGCUUAAAAUUCCCCCAUUAUGAUAUGCCAUGACUAUGGAUUUCAUUGAAAUUCAAACCACAAAUUAUCAGCAAUGUUAUUUUAUCUUCGCAAUUUCUUUGGCGUUGUUGGUCGCAGAUAUUUUCUUUACAAUCAUAUAGGUGCGUCGAGAGGAACCCUAAAUAGUAUGCCUUUUCAAUGCAAUUUGAUAAUCUGUGUCACGAGUUUUCUCUUUAACUUUAGAUAUCCAUAUAGCAGUGAAAUGAAUUCUGUUUGUUUAAAUAACUUUUAUGAUCGAGAUUCUAUGAAAAGAUUAGUUCUUGAAGAGAAAUGGGAUGAUGAUAGGAUAAAUAAUUUGUUUGAUUCUGUACUAGCUCCAAUUUUUGUUUCUAGGGUUUUGAUUGUAUUGAAAGAGGACCCUAAAGUUAUGGUUAAAUUCUUUCGUUGGGCAAAAAUGCGUAUUGGAUUUAAGCAUUCUACUGAAUCUUAUUGCAUUGUGAUCCACAUUGUAUUCUUUAAUAGAAUGUAUAAUGAUGCUCGUUUACUUUUUAAAGAGAUGAUUUUGUCGGCCUCCGGUUGGCCUGGUUUUGAUUUGUUUGAUGCAUUGUGGUUGACGAGGAAUGUUUGUGCUACUGGUUUUGGGGUGUUUGAUGCGUUUUUUAGUGUGUUGAUUGAACUAGGAAUGAUUGACGAGGCAACUCACUGUUUUAAUAGAAUGAAGAAACAUAGGGUCCUUCCGAAGGUUCGUUCAUGUAAUAAUCUUCUAAGAAGGCUUUGUGAGUCGGGAAGAGGUGAAAUGUCGAGGAAAAUUUUUAAUGAUAUGAUUGGGGUUGGGAUGUCCCCGUCAGUGUUUACUUAUAACAUAUUGAUAUAUGAUAGAUGCAAAGAAAGAGAUUUAGUAGGAGCGUUGGCAUUGUUUCGUAUGAUGAAGAAGAGUGGCUUAUUACCGGAUAUUGUUACUUACAAUACCCUGAUUGAUGGGCUGGGAAAACUUGGAUUGUUAGAUGAAACAAUAAAUCUGUAUUUAGAGAUGAGGGAAGUAGGUUGUAGUCCUGAUGUAAUAACUUUUAAUACAUUGAUUAAUUGCUUUUGUAAAUAUGAAAAGUUGCCUCAAGCUUUUGAAUUUUUUCAUCAGAUGAAAAGUGAUGGUUUAAAGCCUACUGUUGUAACAUAUAGCACAUUAAUUGAUUCCUUUUGUAAAGAAGGAAUGGUGCGAGAAGCUAUGAAGUUUUUUGUAGACAUGAGACGUCUUGGGUUAUCUCCAAACGAAUAUACUUAUACAUCUUUGGUUGACGCGUAUUGUAAGAGUGGAAACCUUGGUGAAUCUUUGAAAAUGUUGAAGGAGAUGUUAGAGGCAGGGCUUGACUUAAAUGUUGUUAUUUGUACAGCUCUGAUGGAUGGCCUUUGUGAGAGAGGGAGGAUGGAAGAAGCUGAGGAGUUGUUUGAUAAUAUGCAGAAAGCUGGUAUAAUACCAAACCAAAAAACCUACACCACGUUUAUUCAUGGCUGCAUUAAAGCUGGUAAGAUGGAAAUAGCAAAAGAGACAUUACAAGCAAUGAAAAAGAAAGAGUUAAAGGCGGAUGAGACCUUAUAUGGAACCCUUGUUUGGGGACUUUGCAAUGAAGGAAAAGUUGAAGAAGCGAAAGGUUUAGUAAUGGAGAUGAGACAAAUUGGUCUUCAGGUAAAUGUUUUUUUCUUUACGACAUUGAUAAAUGCUUAUUUAAAAGCUGGGAAUGCCAUAGAAGCUCUUUCACUGUUUCAGAAAAUGCUAGAGUUUAAUAUCCUUCCUACGCAUGUAACAUUUAUAGUGUUAAUUGAUGGUCUCUGCAAAUUGGGACUGAUCAAGGAUGCAGUUGACUAUCUUCAUAGAAUGAAAGUUAUGGGUUUACCUCUUCAUAUUUCUGUCUAUACAUCCCUAAUUGAAGCUCAUUGUAAAAAUAAUUGUAUCGAAAUGGCAAGAAAACUUUUUGAUGAAAUGCAAGGAGAGGGGAUAAUUCCAGAUGGACCUGUUUUCACAGCUUUGAUUGAUGGAAACUUGAAGCAUGGAAAUGUUGAGGAAGUCUUUAACUUAUACAGAAGAAUGAUCGGUUUUGGUUUGCAGCUGGAUUUGUUUGCUUGUACGUCUUUAAUGCAGGCUUAUUUUAAAGCAGGGGACGUCAAGGGUGCCCUUAAUCUUUUUCAGGAAAUGCAGGACUUGGGUAUUGGUCCCACACUUGUCACUUAUACUGUGUUGAUUGAUGGUAUGUGUAAAUCAGGAUUCGUCCAGGAAGCACUGGAGCAUUUUCGUAGGAUGGAUGGAACGGGUUUGUCCCCGAAUGUUAUCAUAUAUACAGCUUUAAUAAAUGGUUUUUGUAAAAGUGGCUGCCUGGAGAUGGCCACUGAGCUUUUUAAGGAAAUGCAAGCUAAGGGUUUGAUUCCUGAUGUGGCUGCUUUUACAGCUAUAAUCUCUGGCAAUUUGAAGCUUGGUAGCAUUGAAGAAGCAUUUAAGUUAAAGAACAAGAUGAUUGAUAUGGGUUUGGAGCUUGAUUUGUGGGCUUACACUUGUUUGAUUCAGGUGCUUGCUGAAUCUAAUCAACUUGAAGAAGCAAGAAUUUUAUUUGAUGAAAUGGUCAGAAAGGGUAUUCGUCCAGACAAAGUUAUAUAUGGUGUGCUUGUAAAAAGAUAUUGCAACCAGGGAAAGGCUGAUGAGGCUGUUAAAUUGCAGAAUGAUUUGGUCACCACUGGAUUAUUGACUAGAGUUGAUAAUCUUGCUGCCCGUGGUGCAGACUAAUAGUAAGGAAUUUAUUGCCAUCCUUGCUUCAACUAUUUUGUUCAAGAAUUCACAGCCCUUGAAUUGGAGUGAUUCUAGUCAGCAUGAGCAAAUUUUUUGUUCUGCUUCGUCUGGAUCCUGGAAGGACAUUAGAUUGGUCAUUUUUCAUCUUGGAGUCUUCUAGACUUUGCUUGCAGGUUCCCUUAAAGAAUCAAGGUUGCUCCACAACUCUUAAUACUCCAAGGACAAAGGAUGCUCCGCAGCCUUUGGAUGAAGUUUGCAAACAAACUUCAGAGAAAACAGAAACAACUUUUCUGAAUUACCUCUUGUAUUACUAAUGAAUGAUCAAAACUCAAAGUUGUUUUUACACCAAUGAGACUCUCCUUAUAUAGAGAUCUCAACUAACAUAACGGCUAUAAUGUCACACGCCUAAUUAAAAAGCACGUGCUAAUACAUGGACGCUUAAAACAGAAUACAGAAAACAAUAAACACACGGACAAAUUCUGAUUCUGGAAAACUGUCGACCAGCCCUCCUUCAGCACAGAUUCUAGGAUUCCACGUGGACUGUUAGCAUGGUGCUAGGCCCUUGAUGGCUUGGCCCGUGUGGGAAGAUGACGUCCCAGGCUUUAUCAGGGUCCAGAUGAUCCAGGUCUGAACUCAGGAGACUCAGCAAGGUCUGCUGGUUGCCAGACUGCUCUGUAUCCUUGAUGCUGCUGUCUGUUUGACUUUUCAUGUCCAUUCUGCUUUUCUUUGAUGAUUGCUUGGCUUCCUUGAAUCCAUUCUGUGUUCUUGGGCCUAAUCUCAACUCUUGGGAAGCAUCAAGGGUUGGCGUUUGUCCUUCAUGAGCAUUUGGCGUAGAUGUAAAGUCAGAAGCACUGUUUUGUUCUUGCACACUGUCUAACAUAUACGCAUUCAGCUUUUUCCUCUUUAAAGACAAUGCCCAGAGGAAACUGCAUACAGAAGAUCUUCUACAAAUACUUGGACAAGAUGUUAAACACUAGGAAGCUCCUAGACAUGACGAUUUCUUGCAUCAGAGACUUGUAUCAACACUUCAAACUACCUAUCUGGAUGAAACAAGUCAACUAGAUAAGAAUGAGAUUUUUAGGUGAUAGAGAUGGGCAAUGGCUACUUCCUAUGCCAGUUGCCAGUGAAGCGAACACUCUGAGCUUAUAAAGUCACCUAUCAAAGGCUGUAAGAUGAGUUAGAUGGUUUACUUCCAGAAGACAGUAUGUAUUGCACAUUUGUACAUUGGAUUUUGUUUAGAAGAAGAUUCACAGAUUAAAUUGCUGUAGUAUGUCCUUCAAGUUGCAGGCUCGCAGGUUCAGAGGACUCGACAGCUUUGUCAUUUAAGCACAAAAGUUUCUUUAAGAUUGUAUUGAUGGAAUUGUGAUGGAACAUGUAUCUGUGCUUAUCUCAAUAAACAUUUAUAUGUGCAA